This is a messenger RNA of Drosophila guanche, 802 nucleotides long. RefSeq names its product enhancer of split malpha protein (gene Tom). The coding region runs from base 84 to 557 and encodes 157 amino acids. The record is from RefSeq and is a predicted model, not a curated record. The transcript has a single exon. Gene Ontology annotation, biological process: Notch signaling pathway; sensory organ development. NCBI's taxonomy places the organism in Eukaryota, Metazoa, Arthropoda, Insecta, Diptera, Drosophilidae.
GCUGCGUUGGCAUAACAGUCUCGACCUCGCAGCCAAGUGCAACCAACUCAAGAACAUUCUUGCUCUAACACAUUUCCAACACAAUGUCUUUCAUCACACGGGAAUACAAGUUUGAGAGCAGCAUGGUGCAGCAGAAAUCAGAUCAGCACACGAUGGCCAUGCGGAGUCUGAAGAAACUCGUCAAACCACUGCUGCGGCUAGUGAGAAAAAAGCAGCUACUGCGGAAGACUCUGUCCGAGAUCCAGAACCAGAACGACAUCAACGACUCGCUAGAAGACAUGCGCAAAGAUCCCACCGUCAGCUGUGACAACAUGGCCAACGAGCAACUUGAGCAGCGCCUCUACAACGAUCUGAAGAAGUGCCCCAGCAACGUGGCAAUGAUCGUGCAGGAGGGCCAGCAGCAACACCUCGUUUCCGUCCAGCCCGAGAAGACCUUCAUCCCGGUCCACUUUGCCCGCACCAGCAGCGGAACCUUCUUCUGGACCACUGCCGCGGGUGCACGACAGCACCAGGAGCAACGGUUGCGCCAGCAGUUCGAUCGCUGGGUUCAGGCCUAGGAAUCGCACUGGAGAUCCAUCCAAUUGUUCGGCAGCUUUAAAUGCAAGUUUCCCAUUCCCUUCCAUUUCACGGAUGAGAAUGGCCCAGCUUUGCAGGAUCGUAAUCUCAGAGUGAUAUUAGGUAUAGAUUGGAUUCUUUGGUCACUCUCCAGGGAAAUGCAACUCCAAUUGAUUAUCACAAUCAAUCGUAACUAUAUGAAAAAUUGUGAUUUGAUGUGUCUUAUUAGAAUUAUGUGUUAGUCUUA